AUGUGCCUCACCAGUGGUGUGGGACUGUGGCAGUUAACAGUCCAAAAACAUUUGCAGUGGGUCACUGUUGCUACUGAGGCUACAGCAAAGCUGCUCUUCAGUCAGGAUUUGGCUGAAGCCAAACAACAUGUCUGAGAAUUAUAUAGAGCUUGGUAACAAAAAAUCCCAAACACUGUACAACUGUUCCAGCUGGACAUUACAGUGAAACAGGGGUGUGAUAACGUAUGGGAGAUGUUCAUGAAGAACAUCCUUGUCACAGAUCCCCGAGUUAUUGAUCUGCUUAUAACUAAGGGGAAAAUGGAACUCCAGGAAACUAUUGAAACUAUUUACAUGUGGAAACAAUGGACCCAUGUAAUGAAAUAUUUUCAUGAAACACCACAACCCAAGGACUUCCGGUCCAAAUUCUAUGCAGGCCAUGACCCUUGAGCCAAACAGACUUUGUGGAGCUGUAAUUCUCUGUUUUCUUUUGGAAAUAAAGUCCUACAUAUU
Messenger RNA from Varanus komodoensis (Komodo dragon), 489 nucleotides. It is a transcript of the gene NDUFA6, whose product is annotated as NADH:ubiquinone oxidoreductase subunit A6. The record is from RefSeq and is a predicted model, not a curated record. NCBI's taxonomy places the organism in Eukaryota, Metazoa, Chordata, Lepidosauria, Squamata, Varanidae. Gene Ontology annotation, biological process: response to oxidative stress.